UUUUCGGGACAAAUAAUUUCGCAGCGUAAGCAACAAGUGGAGCGAGGGAGGCGAGUGAUUGUCUAUCAUUCCGGGUUGGCUUCCGGCCUGGAGAGGGAGGUGACUCUUGGCUGCUCACAGCGGCUACCGGCGAACUGUCUGCGCUGGCUGCCAUUCAUGAAAAGUACCGACAUCUUUUUUUCAAUGGAACUUUCUGAGCCUGCGCACUGUGUAGGAAAAGCCGCUUGCUCUCCUGGAAGAGUUGCGCGUGGGAAGUUGUUUCGAAUUUCAAGAGUUCCAGUCCUUCUUUGCCGCUGGCCAGAGUCGCUAUGCCACAAGGAGGAACAAAAUAUAUCUUAGGAACUGCAUUAGCAGCUGGAUCUUAUGCAGACUUAGCUACGUUGUGCGUUUUUACUAAAGCAGCGAACAAAGGAGGAAAAGCAACCCGCGAAAAGCAAAACAUCUAUUUUCCGAACGGUAGAGAAAAUAUGCAAGGCGCAUGCGCCGCAGCUCCUUGACUCCGGAAGCGUUCGAAUUCUGAGGGGAGAUGUUUCCGCCGAGGCAAAAUGGCGGCGGACACAACAACGGAACUUCUGUUUUUAGACACUUUCAAACAUCAGACCACGGAGCAAAGUACUAACGUAGACGUGGUUCGCUUUCCAUGUGUGGUUUACAUCAAUGAAGUGCGUGUCAUCCCUCCAGGAGUAAGAGCUCAUUCUAACUUACCGGAAAGCAGAGCUUAUGGUGAGACAUCUCCUCACACAUUUCAGUUAGACCUGUUUUUCAACAAUGUCAGCAAACCAAGUGCCCCUGUAUUUGACAGGCUGGGAAGCCUGGAGUACGAUGAAAACUCUUCAAUAAUUUUCAGGCCUAAUGCCAAGGUCAAUACUGAUGGAUUAGUUCUAAGAGGAUGGUACAACUGCUUGACGCUGGCAAUAUAUGGCUCUGUUGAUAGAGUAGUAAGCCAUGAUAGGGACUCUCCACCACCACCGCCCCCACCACCACCUCCUCCUCAGCAGCAAACAGCUUUGAAAAGAACUCCAAAACCUGUUGAUGGAGAGAAAGAGGAUCAGUUUAAUGGUAGUCCUCCACGACCACAGCCUAGAGGCCCAAGGACUCCACCAGGCCCCCCACCUCCUGAUGAUGAUGAAGAUGAACCAAUGCCUGUAUCAGGAGAAAGUUAUCUCCAACACACGUCAGGAAUUUCUUGGAGGAGCCGUGUUUGGCGGAAUUUGUUUCCCAGCAGAUAUCGAGUGGUUGGAGAAAAAGAUGAUGUUGAUCAUAGAGAGGAUUACUUUGAGCCCAUUUCUCCUGAUCGGGCAUCCAUUCAUCAAGAGGGUCCAUAUUCUGAUGAAGCAGAAGUGGAAGAAGACCAUCCAGAAGAAGUGGAUGAUGAUGAAGAGGGGGUGGAUGUUGAGGAGGAAGAGGAGGACGAUGAAGAUGACGAUGAUGGUCAAACAGUAGAGAGUAUUCCAGAAGAUGAAGAAGAGGAUGAAGAGGAGGAAGAUGAUGAUGAUGAUGAAGAGGAUGCAGAAGAAGAAGAGGAAGGUGAAGGGGAUGAUGGUUAUGAGCAGAUUUCAAGUGAUGAAGAUGGAAUUGCUGACUUGGAACGUGAGACUUUUAAGUAUCCAAGCUUUGACAUUGAGUAUACGGCUGAGGAUCUAGCUAGAGUGCCACCUGUGACCUAUGAUCCUUUCGAUAGGGAGCUUGGGCCUCUUCUGUACUUUGGCUGUCCCUACAAAACUACUUUUGAGACAGAAGUUGCUAAGAUGAGAGAUCAAGAUCCAGACAAAGACAAUUUGGGAGCAGCUGAGACGUCUGCUAAAUUGACUGAACUCCUAGAAUUAUAUCAGGAGGAGAGAGGUGCAAAGUGGGUCACUGCUUUGGAAGAAAUCCCAAGUUUAAUGGUCAAAGGGCUGAGCUACUUGCAGUCAAAUGAUGCAAAUCAGGACUAUAUCAGCCAGUUGGUUGACUGGACAAUGCAGGCUUUAAACCUACAGGUAGCCCUGAGACAGCCAAUUGCUUUAAAUGUCCGUCAGCUUAAAGCUGGGACAAAACUUGUCUCCUCACUGGCAGAAUGUGGACCUCGAGGGAUAACAGGACUCUUGCAAGCAGGAGUAGUUAAUUCUCUAUUUGAACUGCUCUUUGCAGAUCAUGUCUCUUCUUCCCUGAAACUCAAUGCUUUCAAAGCUUUAGAUAGUGUUGUUAGCAUGACUGAAGGGAUGGAGGUAUUUUUGAGGAGUGGCUUAGAGGUGCACCAAAAAAGUGGUUAUCAGAGACUACUGGAGCUCAUCGUGCUGGAUCAGACAGUAAGGGUAGUCACUGCAGGCUCUGCAAUUCUACAGAAAUGCCACUUCUAUGAGAUCUUGUCUGAGGUCAAAAAGUUUGCUGACCAGCUAGCGGAAAAUUCUCCGUCUCUUCCUAAUCAUGCUGAGCCUGAGCAGGAUGCUGACACCGGACUUGAGAGGGGCAGUCAGGAGUAUGAAAAUGAUGUGGAGGCGCCAAUGGAUAUGGACAACCUUUUGGAAUCUUCCAGUAUGAGUGAAGGAGAAGUGGAGAAACUCAUUAACCUUUUGGAUGAGAUUUUGCAUUUGAUGGAGACUGCCCCUCAUACUAUGAUCCAGCCACCUGUGAAAUCUUUCCCAACAACAGCACGUAUUACAGGGCCCCCAGAAAGGGACGACCCUUUCCCAGUCCUCUUCAGGUACCUUCAUAACCACCAUUUCUUGGAAUCAAUCACAUUGCUGUUGUCAAAUCCAAUAACAAAUGUGCACCCUGGGGUGCUUCAGUCCGCCAGGGAUAUACUGAGGUUCUUGGCACAGUCACAGAAAGGUCUUCUUUUUUUCCUCUCUGAAUAUGAAGCCACAAACCUGCUGGUUCGAGCCUUUUGCCAGUUCUCUGAUCCAGAUCAAGAAGAAGGUCUCCAGACAGAUGGUUCAAGUGACGAAGCAUUUCCUCUGUGGCUUCUUCACUCAACACAAAGUCUGCAGUGCAUUUCAGAACUAUUCUGCCACUUCCAGCGCUGCACGGCCACUGAUGAAACUGACCAUUCAGAUCUCCUGGGAACUCUUCAUAACCUUUACUUGAUCACUUUUAACCCUGUGGGAAGAGCUGCAGUUGCCCAUGUCUUCAGCCUUGAGAAGAAUCUCCAGAGUCUUAUUACUUUAAUGGAGUUCUAUUCCAAAGAGGCUUUAGGAAAAAUCUGUUUCAGCGAUUCCAAGUCAAAGAAGUCAGUUGCCUAUAAUUAUGCUUGCAUCCUCAUUCUGCUGGUGGUUCAGUCCUCCAGUGAUGUCCAAAUGCUUGAGCAGUACUCAGCACCCCUGUUGAAGCUUUGCAAAGCUGAUGAAAAUAACACCAAAUUACAAGAGCUUGGUAAAUGGCUGGAACCUUUGAAAACACUUCGGUUUGAAAUUAAUUGCAUCCCAAAUCUCAUUGAAUAUAUUAAACAGAAUAUUGAUAGCUUGAUGACCCAGGAAGGAGUUGGUCUUCCUACUGCACUUCGUGUCCUGUGCCAUAUUGCAUGUCCACCACCACCUGUUGAAGGUCAGCAGAAGGACCUGAAGUGGAACCUUGCAGUUAUUCAACUGUUCUCUUCUGAAGGAAUGGACACUUUUAUUCGAGUUCUGCAAAAGCUAAACAGCAUCCUUAUUCAGCCCUGGAGGCUUCACGUCAACAUGGGAACCACACUUCACAGAGUCACUACAAUCUCCAUGGCCCGGUGUACCCUCACUCUCUUGAAAACCAUGUUGAUUGAACUACUGCGAGGAGGAUCCUUUGAGUUCAAAGAUAUGCGUGUUCCUUCAGCACUUAUUUCUUUACACAUGCUCUUGUGUUCUAUUCCCCUCUCAGGACGUUUAGACAGUGAUGAACAAAAAAUCCAGAAUGAUAUUGUUGACAUUUUGUUGACUUUUACCCAGGGUGUUAAUGAAAAACUAACAAUCUCGGAAGAAACUCUGGCCAAUAAUACUUGGUCGCUCAUGCUAAAAGAGGUUCUCACAUCUGUUCUGAGAAUUCCUGAAGGAUUUUUCUCUGGUCUUAUUCUGCUUUCUGAAUUAUUGCCUCUUCCACUGCCCAUGCAAACUACUCAGGUUAUUGAACUGCAUGACAUAUCAGUGGCACUCAACACUAGAAAACUGUGGAGCAUGCAUCUUCAUGUUCAAGCUAAAUUGCUGCAAGAAAUAGUACGGUCCUUCUCUGGCUCCACUUGUCAGCCUAUUCAGCACAUGCUAAGGCGCAUUUGUGUUCAGUUAUGUGACUUGGCCUCACCAACUGCUCUCCUUAUUAUGAGGACUGUUUUGGAUCUGCUUGUAGAAGAUCUGCAAAGCAACCCGGAAGAUAAAGAGAAGCAGUACACUGGCCAGACUACCCGCUUGCUUGCAUUACUUGAUGCCCUGGCUUCACACAAAGCUUGUAAACUGGCUAUUUUGCAUCUCAUUAAUGGAACUGCUAAAGGGGAUGAAAAGUAUGCUGAAAUUUUCCCAGAGCUUUUGUCCUUAAUGCGAGCUGCAGGAGACAACAUUAUUCAUCAGCAGUGCACUGAAUACGUGGCUUCAAUUUUGCAGUCCCUCUGUGACCAGGACAUUGCACUGAUCUUGCCCAGUUCCACAGAGACCACUCUCUCUGAAUUGGAGCAGCUUUCUAAUUCAUUGCCAAGCAAGGAACUCAUGGCUUCCAUUUGUGACUGCCUGGUAGAAACAUUUUCUAAUGCUGAAAGCAGCUACAGCUGUUUGCUGACUUGUAUCCGGACAAUGAUGUUUCUUACAGAGCAUGAUUAUGGAUUCUAUCACCUGAAAAGCUCUCUAAGAAAACACUGUGGUGCUCUGCAGACAGUAUUGAAGCGAGUAGUAAGCAGCUUUAAUAAGGACCCUGGAGAAUUUGCAUCUUCUUUUCUGGAUUUCAUGAGACAGAUACUAAAUUCUGAUACACUGGGAUGUUGUGGGGAUGAUGGAAGCCUUGCAGAAGUGGAUGGAGCGCAUCCUGCUAGAACAUUGGGACUUACUACUGCAGAAUUAAAAUAUCAAUUACAGAACAAAGAAGAAAUGCCUGAAAACCUGCUCCUUGAACUGGAGAAGCUAGUUUUGGAGCGUUCAAAAGAAGAUGAAAGUCUGGAAUCUUUAUUGGACAAUGUUGUUGGACUUCGGCAGAUGCUGGAAUCUGCUGGUGAUCCUUGUCCUCUGAGCGACCAAGAUGUGGAGCCAAUCCUUCCUCUACCAGAAUCUCUCCAGCAUCUUUUUAAUAAUAGGACUGCAUAUGUCUUGGCAGAUGUCAUGGAUGACCAGCUGAAAUCUAUGUGGUUCUCACCAUUCCAGGCUGAAGAAAUUGACACUGACCUUGACAUGGUGAAGGUUGACUUAAUUGAACUGUCAGAAAAAGGAUGCAGUGACUUUGACUUGCAGGCAGAACUGGAGAGGUCAUUUUUGACAGAGCCUUCCUCUCCUGGUCGGACAAAAACCACAAAAGGUUUUAAACUUGGCAAACACAAGCAUGAGACAUUUAUAACUUCCAGUGGAAAGUCGGAAUACAUUGAACCAGCCAAGCGGGCCCACAUCGUGCCCCCUCCUAGAGGUAGAGGCAGGGGAGCAUUUGGCCAAGGCAUUCGGCCCCACGAUAUCUUUCGUCAGAGGAAGCAGAAUACAAGCAGGCCACCCUCUAUGCACGUUGACGACUUUGUGGCUGCAGAGAGCAAGGAAGUGGUUCCACCAGAUGGGAUACCGCCUCCCAAGAGACUGCCUAAAGUUUCACAGAAGAUCUCUUCACGUGGUGGGUUCUCAGGGAACCGAGGAGGGCGAGGAGCCUUUCACAGCCAGAAUAGAUUCUUCACACCACCAGCUUCGAAAGGAAAUUACAGUCGUCGUGAAGGAGCUAGAGGGUCAAGCUGGAGUGCACAAAGUUCUCCACGAGGCACCUACAAUGAAAGCAGAGGUGGCCAAAGCAAUUUUAACAGGGGGCCACUUCCACCUUUGAGGCCCUUAAGCUCUGCAGGCUACCGGCCAAGUCCUCGUGAUCGUGCUUCCAGAGGCCGUGGUGCAAUUGGGCCAUCUUGGGCAAGCGCAAAUAGUGGUGGUAGUAGUGGCUCAAGAGGAAAGUUUGUUGGUGGAGGCAGCGGAAGAGGGCGUCAUGUCCGCUCUUUUACUCGAUAAAAAGACCUUUGUGAAUGUCCUAACUUUGACUGUUUCAAGAUGGUGACAAAAUGCUUACAUGCUUGAGGACCAAUGCUGGACUUACUGGUAUCUGGGGGCAACAAGAGAUUUUUUUUUUUAAGAAUCCCAUUUUGUUUGAUACGAGAUCUGAGAUUUCAAUAAAUCUGGUGGUUUUUUUGGUGUUUGUGUGUAUGCACUUAUCUGUGCUUUAUGGCAGAACAUGGUACUAUGCCAGAAGCUGCUCACAUAUCACAGUAGAGCAAUGCCAACAGUAUGCUGCAUACAAUACCAGGCUGGUUGGGCUCAGCGCAUUAGAGAAAUAGUAGUCCUUUAGUGCUUGAUUGAGACAGCAGGAUUGUGAAGUCCUUAUUAAUUAAAUUUACAUUCUGCCCUUCCUCCCAGUAGGAGCCCAGGGCAGCAAACAAAACACUAAAAACACUUUAAAACAGCAUUUGUGUCAAAGCUCCAGCCCAUGUUGCAAAGUCAUUUCCAUUGGCAGGGAGCAGGAUCCCAUUAUCAAUAUUGAAGGAAUGUAGAAGUACAGGGGUGUUAGCUUAACCUUCAGUAAAAUAGAUGUGAUAUAUCAAAAUCCCUAUCCUUUAAAAUAAGAUUGGAGUCAGCAUAGCCCCAUCCACAUGAGCCUGGUUGACUAUGGUACUUAGACCAGAUAUUUUAUUAUUCAAUUUUUUUAACUCUUCCUAGCUUCUUUCUCCUAUUUGCUUUAGUUUCAUCAGAAAUUUUAUAGAUGAAGAUUUGUUGCACUAGAUGCAUACAAUUCUGAUCUCGCUCUACAGGGUGUGUGGGGGUUAGGGUAACAACAAAUCAUGUCUGGGUACCAAUGCAGGCUAAGACUUCUUGACUUCUAACCUUAUCUCCUUUGUUAUGGUGAUAAAAACUACAGAGGAGAAAGUGUCUACCCUGAAUCAAAAAUAUUAAGUAUCAGUAUUUAAAAAUAAGAUGUACAGAUGGAGACCUACAUAGGUUUGUGAAUGAAUUGUAUUUAACAAUACCUUUAUGUCCUUCCCCCUUCACACAUAGUACUCAUUUAAGAUUUGAUUAGCACUGUGAGAGUUCUGUUUGUUCUCUUCUCCAGUACUCUCCUUCCCACCUACCCCUUGGGCCUUUAUGGGCAGACUGCUUUUUAUUAAAACUGUGUAGUUGGAAUGUUGAUAAACGUAAAUAACAGCUGAGCCAGUAGCUAGGGAGGUAUGACUUAAUAGACUGAAGCCAGAGAUGUUACAGUCAUUAAAGAAUUUA
Molecule: messenger RNA, 7376 nt
Organism: Rhineura floridana
Lineage: Eukaryota; Metazoa; Chordata; Lepidosauria; Squamata; Rhineuridae
Gene: VIRMA
Product: vir like m6A methyltransferase associated
Exons: 27
Coding region: 546-6119 (1857 amino acids)
Cellular component (GO): RNA N6-methyladenosine methyltransferase complex
Molecular function (GO): RNA binding
Source: RefSeq, a predicted model, not a curated record